AUAUAAUGAAAUGAAUGGUUCAAACUAUGGUAUAUCCAUAGACAAGGCUAAAUCAAUAGAAUCAACAAAAAAGAAAUACCAUGUUCCAUUAUAUGAAAUUUUCAACAUGAUUAGCAUUGUAACUUGCAAAAUAUCCCAAAGCAAAGUAUGUUCAAAUGUUCAACAUCAAAAAACAAUAUCCCACAUGUUUAACAACAAUAUCAAACUCUAAAUAUUCAACUACAAAAUCAAUAUCCAACUGUUCUAAUUCAAAAAGAAGAAGAAAAUAAAUGGUUGCAGCUCGUUUUCUUCCAUUUGUAUAAUGAUAUCCAAACUACAAACUCCCUCCAUGCUCAAGGCUUCCAGGACUUGCCUCUCUUUGCCGGUGAUUUGUAUCGUUUGUUGGUAGGUUGUGAUUGUGGUGGCACUACUUGGGAAGUGACACCAAUGCAAUUUUGUACCUGUUGAAAACCAAAUGAUAAUACCUUACACUUAGUCGCCCUAUAAAAUCCAAAUCGUACUCCUUUUAUCACAAUUUACAUAAGUUAUUGUUGAAAAAAAAAAGGAAAAGAAUAAACAAUAGAAAAACUAAAGGGCUACUGAAUGUACCAUUUGAACUUGUGGAGUGGGUUGUGAGCUAGAUACUAUGCCUCUCCCUCUUCCCAUGCCCUGCCCCUCCCCACCUACAAUAUCAACCAAUUUAAUGGACUUCACUUUCAUUAUCAAAAUCUACAAUUAAAAAAAAAAAAUACAACACAAAACAGAUUAUACCUCGGUGUUUCUUUCCAACUAUGAAUGUGAAUGGAAGGCACAACUUCAACAAAAAAAUAGGCUUAUUAAAUGUGAAUGGAAAGCACUCAAUCAAUAAGCUUGUCAAAAGGAAGAAAAUGUUGCAAAAAGGUUAGAUGUCAAAAACCAGAGGACCCUACUUCCUCUUAUAUUUCCUACUCUUAUUCGAUGCCAAAACCUUUAAACUAUUCCACACCACAAGAUAGCAGUAAACAUGCACACCAACCACUAUAUUUGGGAGCCUUCCCAAAUCUGCGAAAAUGGUCUGCCAUGUGGCAGUCAACUUCACUGCCUCGCAAUUCAUCAAUUCGAAAAGAUUUCGUACCGAUUUCUGAUUUUCAAUCUUGAUUCUACUCAAAUUGAUUCUAUGUCACCCAAACCCCCAAUUCAGAAACCCUAAUCACUUUUUCCCUUUUCUCUAUCAACCCACGAGGAUGAAUUGACGAGAGACAUGAGAACUUUGGUAGAAAAGAUGAGAGAGAUGAGAGAAAAAGGGUGAAAAAGGAAGUGGAGAACUUAAUUUUACAAAAAUACCCUUAACUUAACGAAGCUUUUUAACAUAAAUACCAAAAUGAUCGAUGGUGAUUUUGAAUCUCAAGGAUUAAAGUUAUGAGUUAUGUAAAUCUCAAAAACAAUAUUGACUAAAAAGCCUAUUUCAUAUACUACGUCAUUUUGAGUAGUGGUAAAGAACUUCAUUACCCUUUAAAUUACAGUGACCGUUUAACUACCGUUCCCGCCAACUCCCCAUCUUCUCGACCUUCACCCACUCCGGUAAUCCUGAGCUCCACUCUACAACCAUGAGCAGAGCAUGCCGUGAGGCGGAGCAGCGAGUCCUCCGCCUCCUCCAUGGCCACAAAACCCGAACCCAUCUCCGCCAAAUCCACGCCCACCUCCUCCGCCAUGGCCUUGGCCAAGUCAAUCAAGUCCUCGCCCACUUCGUCUCCGUUUGUUGGUCACUCAACAAAAUGAGCUACGCAAAUCGCAUUUUCAAUCAAACCCACAACCCCAACAUCCUCCUCUUCAAUUCCAUGGUCAAAGGAUUCUCACUCUGCAAACCCUUCGAACAAUCCCUAUACAUUUUCUCUCUCAUGAAAUACCAGAUGAUCCGCCCCGACGAGUACACUUACGCGCCGUUGCUCAAGUCAUGCUCGAACAUUUGCGAUUACAGACUAGGCCAGUGCGUCCAUGGACAGAUUCUAAGAGUUGGGUUUGAAUGGUUUAGUUCGAUUAGGAUUGGAGUUAUUGAGCUUUAUGUAACUUGUGGGAGAAUGGGGGAUGCUGAGAAGGUGUUUGAUGCUUUGUCUCAGAGAGAUAUCAUCGUUUGGAAUUUGAUGGUUCGUGGGUUUUGCAAGACAGGUGAUGUCGAUAAGGGAUUGUGUUUGUUUAAGCAGAUGGGUGAACGGAAUGUUGUUUCUUGGAACUCGAUGAUUUCUUGCUUAGCGCAUAGUGGGCGAGAUAGUGAGGCUUUGGAACUUUUUCGUGAGAUGCUUGAUCAGAGUUUUGAACCAGAUGAAGUGACUGUGGUUUCGGUUUUGCCUGCGUGUGCUCAUUUGGAAGCUGUUGAAGUUGGGAAAUGGAUACACUCUUAUACGGAUUCUAAAGGACUUCUGCAAGAAGUUGUAUCUGUAGGGAAUUCACUUAUAAACUUUUAUUUUAAAUGUGGAGACUUGGAUGCUGCUUGUAGUGUUUUCGACCAAAUGCCUUGCAAAAACGUUGUUUCCUUGAACACUCUGAUUUCGGGAUAUGCUUUUAAUGGGAAAGGUGAACUUGGGAUCAGCUUGUUCGAGAAGAUGAUAAGCAAGGGCGAGAGACCUAAUGAUGCAACAUUUGUUGGGGUUUUAACAUGUUGUGCUCAUGCAGGCUUGGUGGAAAAGGGAAAGGAUUUGUUUGCUUCAAUGAUUGAGACUCACCAAAUUGAGCCAAAACUAGAGCAUUAUGGAUGUAUGGUUGAUGUUCUCGGGCGAAGCGGACAGGUGAGGGAGGCUCAUGACCUGAUUAAGAGUAUGCCUACGAAACCGAAUGCUGCUUUAUGGGGUGCACUGCUAGGUGCUUGCUCUAGUCACGGUGAAGUAGAGCUCGCGGAACUCGCAGCUAAAGAGCUUAUCAAUAUCGAACCAUGGAAUUCAGGUAAUUAUGUGUUGCUGUCAAAUAUUUAUGCAGAAGAAGGCAGGUGGGACGAAGUUGAGAAAGUUAGAGAUUUGAUGAGGGAAAACUGCAUCAUAAAAGCACCAGGGCAGAGUGCAAUUGAGUAGUCAUGAAUUUUAAGUUCAGUGAAGAUGUAACCUUCAUUUUU
This is a messenger RNA of Pyrus x bretschneideri (Chinese white pear), 3061 nucleotides long. RefSeq names its product pentatricopeptide repeat-containing protein At1g09190. The record is from RefSeq and is a predicted model, not a curated record. Gene Ontology annotation, biological process: RNA modification. Bases 1566 to 3020 code for a protein of 484 amino acids. Gene Ontology annotation, molecular function: RNA binding; protein binding. Lineage: Eukaryota; Viridiplantae; Streptophyta; Magnoliopsida; Rosales; Rosaceae. The transcript has a single exon.